Molecule: messenger RNA, 1489 nt
Organism: Coprinopsis cinerea okayama7#130
Lineage: Eukaryota; Fungi; Basidiomycota; Agaricomycetes; Agaricales; Psathyrellaceae
Product: mitochondrial carrier protein
Exons: 8
Coding region: 1-1407 (468 amino acids)
Cellular component (GO): mitochondrial small ribosomal subunit
Molecular function (GO): structural constituent of ribosome
Source: RefSeq, a predicted model, not a curated record
AUGUCACUCCUUUCAUUCGCAACGGGCAGCUGCUCGUCACAGCGCCAUACCCUGCACAAGUCCCUGACCAUCAUCACCCAGCAGACUCGCGGCGCAGCCCAGAACGCUAAACAGCAACCAAAGAAGGCUCAGUCCAUCGGCGGUGUCAAGAAGGGCCAGAAGGAGAAAUGGGAGGCAAAGAUUGCACAGGAACGAGUUCGCAAGAGUCGGGACCUCCCAGUCUUUACGAAAAUGCCAGAGGAGAGGUUAAAGACGCCAAAGACCGACUCUGAACCGGCUUUCCUCAAUGACUUGUUCCUGCCUGGCUCUAAACAUGCUUUGGAACUUCCCAAGUUCAAGCCUACGCCAAAGAACAUUGGCACCGUUGCUGGGUUCGACCUGACACCAACCAACCCCGCCAAAGUCUUCGGUCUGCCAAAGAAGAUGUUCCUAGAGUUCCGUAUCAUGUCCAAACCAUGCUCUGUCAUCCGCGACGUGACAGUAGACACGAUCCAAAAGCUGGAGAGCGCCAGGAACUCUUCGAGUCUUAACAACCGACUCGUUCUAUCGGGCCGUGCAGGAUGCGGAAAGAGCUAUCUCCUUCAUCAAGCUGUGCAGUACGCUACCGAAAAGGGCUGGAUCGUCUUCUAUAUUCCUCGAGCUGUGAGCCUCGUCAACUCAACUACACCCCACGUCUACGACCUCCGCACGCAAACCUACCUCCAGCCCUACGCCGCGCACCAAGCCGUCCAAAAGCUCCUCACCGUCAACGCCGACGCCCUCUCCAAACUCACCCUCUCUUCACCCAUCGUCACCGACAAGCUCACCUUCGAGGCUGGCAAGACCCUGGCCGAAGUCGCUGGCAUCUGCGUCAAGGACAAGUCGUACGCCAGUGCGCCGGUGGUGUUGGAUGGACUGUUGAAGGAGCUGGAGAAGCAGACCGAGUACCCUGUGCUUAUGGCAAUUGAUGACUUCCAGUCGAUGUUCCACAAGUCGGCAUACAAGGAUCCGUUCUUCAGUGCUAUCAAGUCGUUCCACUUGUCGAUGCCGCGUCUCAUCCUCGAGUUCGCCUCGGGCAAGCGAUCCUUCGCUAAAGGCGCGUUCAUCGGCGCCUUGACGGCGUCCGACACGACGUUCACCAUCCCCCUCGAACUCCGAGACGCCCUUUCGCUCGGCUACGCCCACCCUCCAAGUCCCUACGACAAGCGCUCGAAGGAGCUGUUGGGGUACACCCAAGGCUUGAAGACGAUCGAAGUACCUGAGCGGUUCAGCGUUAGCGAGGCGAGCAGUUUGUUCGAGAUGUGGAAGGACGAUAUGGCUUUGACGUCCAGGCGCUAUGAUGAGCUGUUCAUGUCCAAGUAUGUCGAGUCUGAUGGGAACCCUAGGGAUUUCGUGUGGAAGGGGUUGUUGUCUACGUUUACUCCUUAGAGCUGUGUUAGAGGAUUCUGUCGCGAAGGAGGGUGUGUUUUUUGCAUCUUACGUUUAAUAAUAUAUGAUACUGGUUAAUUAA